GCCAGAUUACACAAUCCCGGGUGGAAUUACAAAAUAUGAACGAACUGGUGAAAUGAACAUAAAAACGAGAAAGGUCACCUUUUAUACCAAAAUACCAGUCAAAAUUAUAAGGAUCAAACCUCCUACCAUAAAUGGAAAAUGUUUAUAUGCUUCUUGUUUUAGUUAUUCGGAUAUUUCUGGCCUGCGGCCACCGUGGCCAGACCCAACCGUGAACAACCCCUGGCCCGCUUAUACAAUAUUUGAAAAUGGCUUUGAAAUGGCUUUGAAAUGGCUUUGA
Messenger RNA from Cetraspora pellucida, 277 nucleotides. Lineage: Eukaryota; Fungi; Glomeromycota; Glomeromycetes; Diversisporales; Gigasporaceae. The record is from the annotation of a GenBank genome assembly.